CAUAAUCAGCGAUGAAAAUGUGAUUGUGCUCUUAUCAGUCAUACGAGUUUUUAGCCGACUGCCCUCUCCUCCGAAUAUUUCUUUUAAAACUGUCGUCGCAUUUUUUUUAUGUAACCGAAUAUGCCAUCAGAUAUUCUUGAUCUAGAAACAUUACACACACCAGAAGUCAAAGAAAAUGCAAUUGAAACAAGCAGAAAAAGUCGAAAAAUGUUUUCAUUCAUCUUCAUCCUUACAACAUUUCUUUUGCUCUUCUCUGCCACAACAUUUCUCAUUCUUGGAUUCACGAACUACAAAAGCUGUUCCGUGGAACCGCGCAUUCACAUUUGGAUGAUUUUUGUUGGCGUUUUGCUGAUUUCUGAAAGAAUUAUAGCAAUAAGAUCUCAGUUAGCUCGAAUCAAUUUCAGAAGAAAACGUUUUGAAUAUAUGAAUCAAGAACAGUGGCUUGCAUGGAAAACAGAAAAAAGAAGACUAAAUUCAAGACCUCUUUCACAAGGUUUUCUUUGGCUUAUGCUGGUACUAUUGUGGGUUUUUAGAUGUUUUGAAAUUUGAAGGCGUAUCAACUAUCUUGUUUUCCAAACAGUCUUGAAUAACAACAGGUAUAAUCUCAUACACUUUAGCACGUGGUUUCGACGUCAUUUUAUUGUGAAGAACAGGUUUUCUUUGUUUCCCUCUAUAAUCCGCAACUGACUAUUGUAUUGUGAAUGGGUUGAGUUAAAUUUUGAAAAAUAUGAUAACUAGUGUGUACUUAUCUACAAAACAUUUAUCCAAACAAACAAAGAGGGUGGAAUAAAUUAUCAAAAUGCACAGAAUAGUGGACUAACAAAAUUAGAGUGAAUUUAGGCCUCAAAACAAAUUGGAAAAAAACUGUGAUUUUUGCCUACUUCUUUUUUGAUUAUUUUGAGGUAGUUCAAAGUUUUUUGUCCAAUUUGUGUUUGGAUACACUCUCUAUCUUUCUAUGGUGUGGUUUUCGCUCUUAUAAUUUUUUGUUUUGUGACAUUGAACGAGGUUCCAUCAUAUUUAAAACACAUCUUUCUAAAAAAUUAAAACAUAUAAAUUCUUAACUCGUAAAAAUGCCUAGCUUCAUUCAAAUAAAAACUUUUCCACGUUACAUAACUGCAAAUUUUUCAGAUCAAUAAUUGGUUUCGUAUGGCUAUUUGGUAUUCCAGUUAGUGAUGUGUGUGACGAUCUCAUUUUCUAUCCGUCAAUAGCAUUUUGUAUUUGUGUAUUAUUCUCAAGCUUUUUAGCUAUGAUCUUGUGUUUUUGUACAUGUUGUUGUUGCAAUACCAUAGAAAAAACAAAGCGUAGUAAUAAACUUGAAUCUUAAAAAU
This is a messenger RNA of Caenorhabditis elegans, 1328 nucleotides long. RefSeq names its product Small integral membrane protein (gene F08A7.1). The transcript is spliced from 2 exons. Lineage: Eukaryota; Metazoa; Nematoda; Chromadorea; Rhabditida; Rhabditidae. Bases 121 to 549 code for a protein of 142 amino acids. The record is from RefSeq and is marked reviewed.